Messenger RNA from Dermochelys coriacea (leatherback sea turtle), 3817 nucleotides. RefSeq names its product ankyrin repeat domain 23 (gene ANKRD23). The transcript is spliced from 8 exons. NCBI's taxonomy places the organism in Eukaryota, Metazoa, Chordata, Testudines, Dermochelyidae. Gene Ontology annotation, cellular component: nucleus. The coding region runs from base 1257 to 2231 and encodes 324 amino acids. The record is from RefSeq and is a predicted model, not a curated record. Gene Ontology annotation, molecular function: RNA polymerase II-specific DNA-binding transcription factor binding. Gene Ontology annotation, biological process: regulation of transcription by RNA polymerase II.
GCGCUGGGCUGUGGCUUUGCUGGGGCCAGACCCGGCUGGGGGCCCCACUGGGUUGCCGCCCCCCAUUGCGGUGAGGUGGCAGGUGGGGGGGGGUUGUGGAGUUGUAGCUGAGCCCUUGGGGGAAUGCAGGGGACUGUGCCAGGGAGCUUGUCCCCCCCACCCUCCAGAACAGGGCACUGCCCCCAGGUCACCCGCUGCCCUUGUGAUCUCCUCAGUCCCGACAGGGCGGGUCUGGUGGGAUCCCCUUUGCACCUCCCCACUUGCCUGGGUCUGGUGCCUGGCUAAAGCCCCAGGGACGAGGGGGCUGGGGGAGCUGAUGCUCGGUGCCACAGGGGCUGUUUGGGCGGCCCCUGCGCUGGUCCUGGGCUGGGCCAAGGCCGCUGUGGGACUGGACUGUUGUUUGUGGGUUGCUGGCUCGGUCUCCCCAGGGUGGGCUGGGUGCCCCCUGCUGCCCCUUGGCCCCCGGCCCUCCAGGCUUGUUGGCACUUGUUUGCCCUUGGGCAGCAUCCACCACACGCGCUGUUUAUUUCAGGCGGGCCCCAGCCCCUGGAGCGGGUAUAAAUAGGGGCUGACGCUGCCCAGGGCCCGGACAGGUGCACGGCCGGAAUGCCAGCCGCAGCCAGCGGGGCGCCCGGGCAGCCAUGACGGGAGAAGGCAGAGCAGGGACUGGACACCCCCUUCCCCUGGGCGAGCAGGGCCCAGCCAGCCAGGGAGCGAGUGAUCCGGGGAGAGCCGUGCACAGCCCGGAGCCAGGCCUGCCAAGGGUCCAGCGACCUGGGAAUGUCCCGUUCCCACCCCCACACUUGGCACCGGCUGGGGAGCGCGGAGCUAGUCAUGGGGAGCCGGGCUUAGCACUUCCAGCCUCCUCUCCCAGGGUCCUCCUGUGAGCCAGGCUCCGGCUCUGCCAUGUCCCGCCCCUACUCUGUGCCUCUUUCCCAGCUGUAGAGAAGCCUGGCCUCACUAACCCCCCCCCCCCGAGUUUUUAUUCAUGUUUGAAAGGUGCAUCCCAUUCCCUGCCCCCUGAGCCAGCCAGUCUCCGUCCUGGGGCUGGAUGGGAGCCAGCACCCCCCAGAGGGGAAAGGCCCCGUGUCCCAUUCCCUGCCCCCCGAGACAGCCAGUCCAAGCCCUGGGGCUGGAACCAGUGUCCCUGGAGGGGAAAGGCCCCCAUGUCCCAUUCUCUGCCGCCCUGAGCCAGCCAGUCCCUGCCCACCCUGGGGUCAGAUGGGAGCCGGUGCCCCCUAGAGGGGAAAGGCCCCAUGUCCCAUGGGGAUGCCCCAUCUCCUACAUUUCAUGCCCUGGCUCCACCCUCUACCUUUCCUGUCCCCCCUUCUCCCCAGGUAAGUGGCGACAGGUAUGAGGGGACGGUGCGGGCCUUCGAGGUGCUGGCGAGGGGAGCCGCGCAGGAGCCAGAGGGCUGGCGGCGCGGCGUGGCCGGGGUGCGGGAUGCCGUCAGCAAGGAGAAGCAGAAGGUGAAGGAAGAGAGGAGGAAGAAGCUUGAGACACUCAACAGCUCCCGGGUGCGGCUGGAGAGUCUCCAAGACCUGGAGGACAUUGUGAGGCUGUGGAAGCACAAGAAGAACCGGACACGGGUGGUCCGCCCCAAGGAGCCAGAGCCGGCAGUGACGGUGGAGCCUGUGGAUGCUGCGCGGUUCCUGCAGGCGGUGCUGGAGAACCAGGUUCCCAUGAUUGACAAGUACCUGGCAGACGGCGGGGACCCCAAUGCUCACGACCAGUUCAGGUGCACGGCGCUGCACUGGGCCUGCCUCCGGGGCCACACGGAACUCGUGGACAAGCUGCUGGCGGCUGGAGCCAGGCUGGAGCCCAGGGAUAUGCUGGAGGCCACGCCCGUGCUCUGGGCCUGCCGCGGGGGGCACCUGGAGAUUCUCAAACGCCUGCUGGACAGAGGAGCCAAGAUCUCCACGCGGGACAAGCUGAGGAGCACGGCGCUGCACGUGGCCGUCCGGACCGGGCACUGUGAGUGCGCUGAGCACCUGAUCGCCUGUGGGGCCGAGAUUGAUGCCCAGGACAAGGAGGGGGACACGCCCAUUCACGACGCCAUCCGGCUGGGCCGCUUCAAGGCUUUGAAGACUCUGCUGAUGUACGGUGCCAAUCUCAGCGUCCGGAACCAGGAGGCCCUGCGACCCGUGGAUCUGGUGAAGGACUGGCAGAGGGGCAUCCGGCAAACCUUGCAGGCGUGUGCCAACCGGCAGCACCCCCCUCGGCAGCACUGACGUAGCAGAACCAACGUUCAUUCCCCCCCCACCCCACACACACACCAGUGACCACCGGGGGGGACGGGGACCAGGGCGCUGCCCUGAGCUACCCCGGUGCUCCCUGUGCUCAUCCUCACACAGCACCCAUACCUGGGGAUCAUAGAAUCAUAGAAUCAUAGAAUAUCAGGGUUGGAAGGGACCCCAGAAGGUCAUCUAGUCCAACCCCCUGCUCAAAGCAGGACCAAGUCCCAGUUAAAUCAUCCCAGCUAGGGCUUUGUCAAGCCUGACCUUAAAAACCUCUAAGGAAGGAGAUUCUACCACCUCCCUAGGUAACGCAUUCCAGUGUUUCACCACCCUCUUAGUGAAAAAGUUUUUCCUAAUAUCCAAUCUAAACCUUCCCCAUUGCAACUUGAGACCAUUACUCCUCGUUCUGUCAUCUGCUACCAUUGAGAACAGUCUAGAGCCAUCCUCUUUGAAACCCCCUUUCAGGUAGUAAACGGGAUAGUGCCACCCAUCCUGGGGGUGCCCUUGGGGUGGGGUGAGGUGAGGUUUGAGGCUGGUCCUAGGCAGAGGAUUGACCCUGAUGCUCCCCCAUUCCUGGUCCCAUGGGGAUGCGUCCCUUUCCCUGGAGCUUCCCCUUGGCCAGGUGAGUCACUUGCUGUCCCUUAGGGAAACUGAGGCAUGGAGGGGCUAAGACUUGCCCAUGGCCACAUAGCCGGUUAGUGGAAGAGCUGGUGAUGAACCCAGGAGUCCUGCUGUUUCUCCCAGCCUCACUCAUCUCCCUGUGGCCAGCAGCAAAAGGAGAGGCACUGCCUUGGGGUCUGAGCGGACCCCCCACCUCUCCCUGGGCAGGCAAGCCCUGCGGCCUUCCCAAGGCUGUGUGCUGUAGGGAACACUGCUGCCUCCGGGGCCUAAGCAUGCAGCUCCCACUGCACCCGAGUCAGCUCGAGGCAUGGGGCUGAGCUGGGGGUGACCACUAACUGCAGGGAGAGGCUGACCUGGCCCUGGGGGGUAGAGCAUGGUGCAGUGAGAGGAGGCGGCAGGGCCCAGUCCCAGGUUCCUGGCUGAUGGGGACAAACGGGGGGGAACCUCUUGCCCUCAGCCGUUCCCACUGUCAGUCUGUGCCCUGGGCCAGCUUCUGGCCAUGAGUGCCUCCCAACGGUGUGCAGGCCUGCCCCCCCCCCCGGCCACGGGCUGGCAGGGCCUGGCCCCUCCUUGUACUAGGGCCUGAGGGGCUCCUGCUGCUGCUCCCCCGCACCCUCAUGGCCAAGGGGACAGGCUGCACCCAGCCUUGCCCUUGUCCCCCAGCAGCCAGCCCCACAGCAAUGAGCGUCCCCUGGGCUCAGGCUCCAGCCAGCAGGGAACAGCAGCAGGAUAGGACAUGGCUGAUGGCUCGUGGGGCGGGGUGCCCCCUUCACAGCCUGGCACAGGACAGGUACGGCUCCCUCUGGCCUGCCUGGAGGCUGUUCCUGGAGCGCUGUUGGCCCUGGAGGAGCCAAGCUGGUUGAGAUGCCCGGGGGGGGGGGGGUAGAUAGGGAGGAUGUGGGCCAAGGAACCCAUGACUCUCCAGCAAGUUAGGCUGGAGCUGGGCAGCACCCAGACGC